AUGCUCGCUAAAGAGAUUAAUCUUGGCCGGUUCACACUGUCUCCAAGGGUUUUUCAAGUUCUAAUCAAGUACUGUAAACAACUGAAGGUUCUGUGCCUGGGAUCCGUAACUUUUGUUGAAGACUUUCUGGUAAAUGCGGAAUCAUUUCCGAGGCAUCUCACAAAGUUGGAUAUUCGCCACAGUUCUGGUCACCCGAGCGCCUUCACGGCUAUUAGUCAUUGUCUACAAAGUUUACAGUGUUUCGGCCUUAGUAAUUCAUUUUUCGAAAUUCUCAAAACAGAAGUCGACAAACGUCAUUUGUUUUCCUCGUUGCAGGCUGUGAGAAUACUCGAGUUCAGUUAUUGUACUUCGCUCACAGAUCAAAUGCUCCGCUAUCUCGCGGACAAUUGCACGAAUCUUCGAUCGAUCUGUCUCAGAAGAUGCAACAACAUCCGGGGACUGAGUCUCCCUCUGUUAGUCGAUAGCUGUUCGUCACUGACUUCGCUAGUGCUCGAUGGAACGAGUGUUUCCGACGACGCUGUUAUACCGGUUCGCUGGGAGAGGUCGGUGAUUACCGAAGUCGAUCUCUCGUGGUGUCGACAUCUGACUCAAGCUGGUCUCAAGUCCAUGUUGCCUCGUUGCCGUUUUCUUCGAUAUCUGCGUCUGUGCUGUUGCGGAUAUGGUCACGCAAUCACAGACCAGGUUCUUGACGCCAUGCUUGAAAGUCACGCAAUGCUUCGAAGUCACUGCAAUUCGCUUCAAGUCCUGGAUCUGAGUUACAGCAGUGAAGUCACGAACAGUGCGCUUGCGCAGUUUGUAGUGAGCUCUCCUUCGCUGCUCUAUCUCAGAGUUUACCACUGUCAGAAGCUGACUUCCGCAUUUGUGAAUCUAAUUCCCAGUGACUCGCAAGUAUUCGUGGUCGCUAACUUUGCGUUGCAGCGAGGAGGUUUGGUAACAAGCGCUACCUUAGAGGAGCCUUGGACACUAAUGUCCGAAACGCCGGUGAACUACUCAAGAACAGCAAGCCUGGAUCAGAGUCUACGACAGGACUAAACAACUACCUUGGAAAAAAGCCCUGAGGAAAUGUCCUACUUCGCUAUGAAAGCAAACCGGAGGGGGAAAGUCAAGAGAUGGGAAUUUGGGGAGGAAGUUGAGGAUAGUUAAAGUAGAUUUUAAUUAUUGUAUCUAAUUAGAAACCGUCGUGGUGGAGCCUGAAAAUUGCGUUAAAACUUAGAUUUCCAAGAUAUCCAAGUAUUUAAGUA
Messenger RNA from Orbicella faveolata, 1241 nucleotides. RefSeq lists its product as uncharacterized. Gene Ontology annotation, biological process: positive regulation of protein ubiquitination. The record is from RefSeq and is a predicted model, not a curated record. Gene Ontology annotation, molecular function: protein binding. Lineage: Eukaryota; Metazoa; Cnidaria; Anthozoa; Scleractinia; Merulinidae.